This is a messenger RNA of Funneliformis geosporum, 858 nucleotides long. Lineage: Eukaryota; Fungi; Glomeromycota; Glomeromycetes; Glomerales; Glomeraceae. The record is from the annotation of a GenBank genome assembly.
AUGGAAAAUAAAAUUAACCGAAGUCAAAUCAAUAUAACUCUCGAAUUACCUAAAAAAUUAGAAAAACAUCUUAAAUAUUUAGAAACGGUUAGUAAACGACCGUUGGAUUUUAUCGUUCGCGAAGCUUUAAUUCAAUAUUUAGAAGAUGCGGAAGAUAUUACCAAAUAUUAUAAAAAAGUGAGUAAAAAUGAUGGUAAAACUUUGACUAUAGAAUGGAAGAAGUUGGCUUGGAAGAGUUUAGUCAAAAUUGACCGAAUAAUCGCCCAAAAAAUAAAAAUUGGGGUCGAAACUGAUUUGGCUCGCGACCCUUACCACAAAGGAAAACCGCUCACCGGUCAGCGAAAAGGUCAGUGGCGUUAUCGUUUCAGUAAUUAUCGAGUUAUUUACGAAAUUAAAGAACAAAAACUCUUAAUUGUAGUAGUAGAAGUGGUGGGUAGUUCACAAUAUAAAUUAAGAGUUAAUUUCAGUUUGCAAAAAAAAUCUGAGAUAAGGCUUUAUGCUGAGGGUAUGAGAAAAAACAAAGAUUUUAAUCAUUUAACCGAAACGGAAAUCAUUGAAAGGUUAGACCACAAAAAUUACGAAGGAGGAAAUAUUGGUUUACCGAAAAAUUCUACCUUGGAAGAAAGAACUAAAUAUAGAAUCUGCAAAACAAUUCUAACUUAUCAGUUAAAAAAUAAAUUACCUUUGGAACAAGUGGCUAAAAAGUUAGUUAUCUCCGAAGAAGAAUUAUACAAUAUUUGCCGAGGCAAAAUUAAUGAUUUUUCCCUAAUUCGCUUAGUAAAUUACUUAGAAAAAUUAGUUCCUGAUUAUGAACUAAUAGUAAUUAAUAAUCGCGAACAGUUAAAUCAACCAAAGUAA